This is a messenger RNA of Pocillopora verrucosa, 3593 nucleotides long. RefSeq names its product attractin-like protein 1. Gene Ontology annotation, cellular component: Golgi apparatus. Lineage: Eukaryota; Metazoa; Cnidaria; Anthozoa; Scleractinia; Pocilloporidae. The record is from RefSeq and is a predicted model, not a curated record. Gene Ontology annotation, molecular function: protein binding.
UCGUAGAAAAUGAUUCCGCCAUGUUUGUUGUGAGUAGUAUACGGAGGUCUAUGUCGACACUCAUUUUUGUUCUUUUUGUGGUAUUAGGAUGUUUCGUUUCGCUUUCAAACCAGUGUGACAAGAAUAGCGACUGUAAAAAUGGCUACUGUAGAGCGGGUAUGUGUAUUUGCAAUCCAGGAUGGUGGGGAAAUCUUUGCCAGUUUUGUCGCCUCAGACUGGACCAAGAUAGUGGAAUAAUUACUGAUGGAGAUGGUAAAUAUGCCAGUGCAUCAAAAUGCUCAUGGCUAAUAGAAUCCAAAAAGCCAAAUAGCACUAUUCAUUUGAAUUUGGAAGAAGUUGCAACUGAGUGUAUUUGGGAUAAUUUGUAUAUUUAUGAUGGAAAGUCUGUCAAAAGUCCUUUAAUAGCCGUGAUAAGUGGAAUUAUUAGAGAUGCAUCGAAAGACAGAUUCGCUGAUGGUCCGGUGCUACAGUUUGAAGCCAAAUCAGGGGCAGCAUUUCUCUAUUUUUAUAGUGAUAAAUACUAUGUUGAAGAUGGAUUCAGGAUAAGAUAUAGCAUCACCAAAGAUUGUUCAGCAAGAUGCAGUUUCCAUGGCCACUGUGAUUCAAAUGAACUCUGUGUCUGUGAUGCAGGAUGGACUGGUCCCAGUUGUGAUAUUCAGACCUGUAUAACUGAGUGUGUCAAUGGAUACUGUGAUAACAGCACAAGACUGUGUGUGUGUGACUCGGGAUUCACUGGUGCCUCUUGCAAUAUUACAGGAGACAGAGGGCACUGGAUACACCAUUCAUCAACAGGCCAAGACCUAAUUCAAGGCCGAGCAUCUCAUGCUUCUGCUCUUCUGGGUGACUACAUGUGGGUCUUUGGUGGCUAUUCAUUAACCUCAGAGCCAUUUGAGAACCUUAUCAGAUAUCACAUUCCUAGUGACAGUUGGCAAGUAAUAUUGCCAGCUGUCAAUUCAACCAGGGGUCCAUCCAGGCGUUAUGGUCACUCAAUGAUUGCUUAUAAUUCAACCCUGUAUAUAUUCGGUGGUAGAAUAGGAAAAAAAGCAACCAAUCAACUAUGGUCUUUCGAUACUGAAAAGCUAGAGUGGGACUUGGUAACCAGUGAUGGUGAUUCCCCUCUUUACGUCGCUGGACACACAGCUACUCUGGUUGACUCCACAAUGAUUGUCCUGUUUGGUUUUGGACCCAAUAGAGGCUAUACAGACAGAGUUCAAGAAUUUGACUUGGAGACUGGAAAAUGGAGCAUAUACACGACUCCCACAGAGAUUAUUGCCCCGUCAUAUGGACACAGCAGUGUUUAUGAUCCAGUGGGGAAAUUAAUCUACGUUUACGGUGGGAUUGCCUCAGUGGGUUCUGAUAAGCUCUCUACUGCACUGACAUCUUAUGAUCCAAAAGCAAGGAUAUGGAAAUCUCUCAAAAACAGCAGUUUUCCUCGCUUUCUGCAUUCUGCUGUUUUACUGGGUGACCUGAUGUUAGUAUUUGGUGGUAGUUCACACAAUGGUACAUCACAGGGGCAGUCUGACUUUCCGUGCUUUUCCAUGGACUUUGUUGCAUACAGCUUGACCUGUGAUGAGUGGAAGAGGAUGCCUGAGUCAGGACUUUUAAAAUCUGCUGGACGUUAUGGACACACUGCUGUGCAAGUCAACAGAACCAUGUAUGUUUUUGGAGGAUUUCAAGGGGUUGUCUUUAGUGACAUUUUAUCAUUCACUCCAGGACCUUGUGAUUUGAUUAAGGAUAAAGAAACAUGCCAAAACCACUUAAACACAUCUGAGUGCGUAUGGAAUGACUCCACCUCUUUGUGCAUUGGACCAGAGAGUUGUGUACAGCCAGAGGUCACAGUGGAAAAAAAGUGCUCAGAAAUGAAUGACAGUUGUAGUAGAUGUACUUCCAGUUUACAUGGCUGUUCAUAUUGCGAAGGAAUAUGUGUGAAAGGAGCAUGUCCUGAUGGUCAGGAAAAAAUUGAUUCUCCAGCAAAGUGUGAUAAAAAGCAAACAUCAUACAAGAAAUGUGAAGGUUCAAAUUGUAAAGAGAAGUCAUGCCACAAAUCGACAUCUUGUGAAGAAUGUGCAUUAGGUUGUAUGUGGUGUGAGUCACAGAAGCUCUGUGUGGCUAACAAUGCCUACACUGUGAAUUUCCCUUUUGGCCAGUGUCGUGGUUGGGUCCAAGGGAAGUGUUCAACUGUGCGCUGUUCCGGCAUGAAGACCUGUGCUGACUGCCACACCCUUCCUGGUUGUGGCUGGUGUGAUGACGGAUCAGGGACUGGGUUGGGGCAGUGUAUGGACGGAGGAGAUGAUGGCCCUUUUACUAAACCAACAAACUCUUCAAUGAACCAAUGCCUAGCAGACCGCUGGUACUUUAUGAAGUGUCCAGAUUGCCAGUGUAAUGGACACAGCAAAUGCAUCAAUAAGAACAUCUGUGAAAAGUGCGAGCAUCAGACGGACGGGCCUCAUUGUGAGGUGUGUGCGGCUGGUUAUUUCGGUGAUGCAAAGAAUGGUGGAAAGUGUGAAGCUUGCCAAUGUAACGGUCACGCGGACACAUGUGAUGAUAAGACUGGAGUCUGUGAUUGUUUUGACCGUUAUGUGACUGGGGAUAACUGCGAAAGAUGUGACGACGGAGUUCGUUCCACGGUGAUCGUUGGUAACGCAACAAAUGGCGGUCACUGUUACAAUAAACUCAACAGUAAUUAUGAAUACACGUACAAUGUGUCCAACAAGACAAGAAUAAGCUUCCUCAACAUUCCUGAAAAGGACGACAUCGAUGUGGAAAUUACUGUGAGAGUCAAAGAGGGCAAGUCUGCUCUGAUGAAUUUGUCGUACAGCUCAGAUGCUUCAGAGGAAGAAACACUCGUGCACUCUCGGGAAAUAGGGUCCUACCAGCAAACCUUCUCAUAUGGCGUCUUUCCGUUUGGCCGCCGGGACAAAUUCACCUUUAAGGUUCACAUUUUUGACAUCAAAGGAUUCAUUACCCUUGAGAUUGCGUUCCUCCAGAGUCGCAAGUUCCUGAUUCUCAACUUCUUUAUUACGUUUUUCGCCUGUUUCUUUUCCCUUCUGUUCGUGGUGGCCCUUGCGUGGAAGAUUAAAGUCAGAUAUUCAAACUAUGUCAUGGCUCGGCAUCGUCAUGAAGAGAUGAAACUAAUGGCCAGCCGACCAUUUGCCAAAGUGGGUUUGGCUCUCACAGAGCCAGUUCAACUAGAAACAAAGAAGAAACCACUAUCGGCUAUUGCUAUCCAACCAACGGAAAAUCACGAAGCUGACGUGGGAGUGUUCGUGAUGAGAUUACCGGGAUCAGAAAAUGGCUUCACUCCUGUUGGUCAGAUGGGUGUGUGCUGCGCAACCGCGCUAAUUACACGCGGGCAAGUGACUACCCAGAGUCUUCACAUGCCUGUGAUGAAAGGGACAGUUGUCAAGAGAUCUAGUAUGGUCAGGACCUGUUGUAUGUGAAGAUCUUGGCGGACGUAGGCUGAAUGAAUCUGCUUUAUUUUAAAUCCCUUAUUGAAACUGACGGGUGCCCGAGAAUUACCGAAGAUUGCUACAUUCGAAAAAAAAAAUUCCUUAGUAUGAUGAGCACGUCGACGUCUGCGGAAAACAGUUCCC